Sclerotinia sclerotiorum 1980 UF-70 is the source of this 1917-nucleotide messenger RNA. RefSeq lists its product as hypothetical. Lineage: Eukaryota; Fungi; Ascomycota; Leotiomycetes; Helotiales; Sclerotiniaceae. The record is from RefSeq and is a predicted model, not a curated record. Bases 1 to 1917 code for a protein of 638 amino acids. Gene Ontology annotation, cellular component: nucleus. Gene Ontology annotation, molecular function: chromatin DNA binding. The transcript is spliced from 3 exons.
AUGCAUGGUGCAGAACAAAUCGGAGCUCUCAACUCAUCCUCAGCAUUACCAUCAAAAGAAAGCCCUCGAGGGAUUAAGAGGAGUCGCUCACCAGAUACAUAUAGUGAAAUACCGCAGGCGGAUAACCAGGCAGAUGAUGGUGACUCAAAACCACGAAAGCGUGGUAGGCCUAUGAAGACAAAGGUGGCCAUCAGUACCUCAGAACCUUCUCAACAAAGUCAGAGCCAAAUGCCGUAUUCAAUCCAGAGCCACAGUGGCCGACCGCAGACUCCUCAGUCGCAGCAUACAAUCCCUCCCAACCGUACUCCGGUUAUACAUUCAGUCCAAACUCCUACGCAGAAGCCAACUCCUAAACCAGUUGUCAAGGCUUUGCCAACUGUGAGGGAUCACACAACAGAUCAGUUGGGUGCAGAAGGAGACGAGUAUAUUCCCAGAGAAUAUGAUGAACAGGGCGAGAAAAAAGUCUCAGCCAACGGCCAUUUAAUGGACGGGCGCGAAUAUAGGUGUCGAACUUUCUACGUACCAAAUAGGGGAGAUAAGCUAUUCAUGUUAGCAACAGAAUGUGCUAGGGUACUGGGUUAUCGGGACUCAUAUCUCCUUUUCAACAAAAAUAGAUCUCUAUACAAGAUUAUUGCAACUCAAGCAGAGAAGGAAGAUUUGAUUCACCAGGAAAUUCUGCCCUUUUCCUACCGCUCUCGGCAAAUAGCCAUUGUUACCGCAAAAUCGAUGUUCCGCCAAUUUGGCAGCAGAGUCAUUGUUAAUGGACGACGUGUCCGAGAUGAUUAUUGGGAAACAAAGGCACGUAAGCAAGGCUUCACUGAGGAUGAUCUGGCUGGAGAAAAGAGACCUGGUGCAGCAAAAGCCAGAGAUGCCGCUGCCGCUGCCGAGGCUUCAGCUGCUCUAGCUGCAAGCCACCAUCAUGGCGAUAUUUACAGCAAUGGCCCAGGACAUUAUGCGUACUCGCAACCAACCGUUCCAUCUUCUAUGAUGGGUAUAUCUGGUGCCAACAACCCACUUCCCAUGAUAACCACCCUUGCGCCAGAACAAAACGACAUGCGCCUGAGAGACUAUAGUAGUAUUCAACGCCCCAGACAAGAGCUUGCUGGGACUGCCUACCAAGACAGAACUCAGCCAAGUUUAAACACGGAUCUCACGAAUCACGUAAAUCAAGCUGUUGAAUACAAUAAGCAGAUCAAUCAGCAACGUAGUCGCAGUCAUGAUUAUCUGGAACGAAGGUGGAGACAACCUCAUGAAGUUGCCGGGGGUAAUAUGGUGCAGCCUGUCAAUUCCCAAGACGGGCUUCCAUCUGCACAAGCAUUGCACUCGCCUAGAUCAUCACAGAGUAUUGCACAACAAUCAACUUUGGCUCACCAAGGCCCACAGCAUAUUUCAUACUCACAGGCUUCGCAUCAACCUGGUAUUGUCUCACAACCUCCGAUUAGAGCUGCUUCAUCAAGGCAAGAGCAAACAGCUGGACGAUCUCCUAGCAUUUCAAUCGCCUCUGCGGGCAAUUUGAGUCAAGGAGCGACUCCUUAUCAAUUUACGUCUCAGAAUCAGAUGUGGCCAUCUAGUCAACCACAGCAGUCUCCUCAGCAACACGCAUUCAACCCUACUUACCCGUCCCAUCCUAGCCAGCAAUCACCACACAUUCAACAGUCUCCACAUCAACCUCCUCCAGCGCAACUUCGACAAUCAGGUAACAAUACCCAAAUGCAGCCCGCAUUACAAUACUCUGGUAUGCAAGCGAUGGGUCAAAGUUACCAAGCACCUCCUCGAAAUGUCUAUCAACCUGAUUCAAACAAUCAACAUUUUAUGCAACCUACAACAUCCGGUCCUCAGCCUGGUGCUCAGGGUUGGGCCCAACAGCAGCCUGCUGGGGCUAGCGCUUCCUGGGGUUGGACUGGUCAAUCACAAUAA